CCCGCGGGGGUGACUCGGCGUCGGGCGCGUCCCUGACCCGCGUCUGUGCCUCGGCGGGAAAAGGCUUGUUCGCCACCAAGAACAUCCGCAAAGGGGAGACUGUCUUCGUGGAGAGGCCGGUGGUGUCAUCCCAGUUCCUCUGGAAUGCUCUGUACAACUACCGAGCCUGUGAUCACUGCCUGAGGGCUCUGGAGACGGCGGAGGAGAACGCCCAGCGCCUGCUGGGGAAGAGCUCCCUGGUGCUGCCUCACCCGGAGCAGUGCAGCAUCCGGAAAGACCUGCACCAGCAGUGUCCCCGAUGCCAGGUGACAUACUGCAGUACUGAGUGCAGGCAGGCUGCUUUGGAGCAGUACCACCAGGUCCUCUGCCUCGGCCCGUCCCGGGAUGACCCCACACACCCCCUCAACAAGCUGCAGGAAGCAUGGAGAAACAUGCAUUAUCCACCAGAGACUUCCAGCAUCAUGUUGAUGGCCAGGAUGGUCGCCACCAUCAAACAGGCUAAAGACAAGGAGUGGUGGAUGAAGGCCUUCUCUCAGUUCUGCAGUAAGACAGCAAAUGAAGAAGAGGAGAUUGUGCACAAGCUGCUGGGAGACAAAUUUAAGGGCCAGCUGGAGCUGCUAAGGUUGCUCUUCACUGAAGCCCUUUAUGAUGAAUAUCUCAGCAGGUGGUUCACUCCAGAAGGAUUUCGAUCCCUCUUUGCACUCGUUGGGACCAAUGGCCAAGGCAUAGGAACCAGCUCCCUGAGCCAGUGGGUGCACGCGUGUGACGCGCUGGAUCUGCCCAUGCUGCAGCGAGAGGAGCUUGAUGCUUUCAUCGACCAACUCUACAAGGACAUCGAGAAGGAGUCAGGAGAGUUCCUCAACUGCGAGGGAUCAGGGCUCUACGUGCUCCAGAGCUGCUGUAACCACAGCUGCAUUCCCAAUGCUGAGACAUCCUUCCCGGAAAACAACUUCCUCCUGCACCUCACUGCUCUGGAGGACAUUGAAGCAGGAGAGGAAAUCUGCAUCAGUUACUUAGAUUGCUGUCAGAGGGAGAGGAGCAGACACAGCCGCAACAAGAUACUCAGGGAGAACUACUUGUUUACCUGCUCAUGUCCCAAGUGCCUAGCACAAGCUGACGAUGCUGAUGUGACAUCAGACGAGGAGGAGGAGGGCGAAGGAGAGACGGAUGAUGCUGAGCUGGAGGAUGAGAUGACUGAUGUUUGAUCCUGGCAAGAGGAAAGGGAAGGGACGAGGGAUUCCUUGGAGAGGCAGCAGCUUUAAUACUAGGAACAGGGUUGUGUUGUGGGGUCGGGUGGGCGCCGCGUGCGGGCGGCGGGCGCAGAGGUCUGUCGGAGCGGGACAGCUGCGGAGCCGGAGGCAGGCCCUGCU
Molecule: messenger RNA, 1370 nt
Organism: Acanthisitta chloris (rifleman)
Lineage: Eukaryota; Metazoa; Chordata; Aves; Passeriformes; Acanthisittidae
Gene: SMYD5
Product: SMYD family member 5
Molecular function (GO): histone H4K20 methyltransferase activity; protein binding
Source: RefSeq, a predicted model, not a curated record